AUGUCUAAGCUUUUCGAACCUCUCCGUGUUGGCCGCAUGGAGCUAUCAAACCGCAUCACCCUUGCCCCUUUAACCCGUUUCCGCAAUGGCGAUGACCACGUCCCCCUCCCCUUCGUUAAGGAGUACUACGCCCAGCGUGCCUCAACUCCAGGAACCCUCCUCAUCACCGAAGCAACCCUGAUUUCUCCCCGCGCAGGUGGUUACAAUAACGUUCCCGGAAUCUGGAACGACGCACAGAUCGCGGGCUGGAAAGAAGUCACAGAUGCCGUUCACGCUAAGAGUUCUUACAUCUACAUGCAACUCUGGAACCUGGGUCGUGUUGCUGUCCCAGAUGUUCUGAAGAAAGAUGGCUUCGAUCUCGUCUCUAGUAGUGCAAAGCCUGAAAACCCCGAUGCGGCUACUCCUCGCGAGUUGACUGAAUCCGAGAUUCAGAUCUUCAUCACCGAGUACGUGCAAGCUGCUAAGAACGCUAUCGCUGCCGGAUUUGAUGGUGUUGAGAUACACGCUGCGAACGGGUACUUGAUUGAUCAGUUUAUUCAAGAUACUUGCAACACUCGCACAGAUCGCUGGGGCGGUAGCGUGGAGAACCGGGCUCGGUUCGCUAUCGAGGUUACUCGUGCUGUUACCGAGGCUGUUGGUGCAGACCGCACUGGUAUUCGGUUUAGUCCUUUCAGUCCGUUCCAGGGAAUGAAGAUGCAGGAUCCCAUCCCGCAGUUUACUUACCUUGCAGAGCAGAUGAAGGGCUUCAAGCUUUCGUAUACUCAUCUGGUUGAUGCUCGUGUUUCCGGGAAUGCGGAUGCCGAUGCGAGUGAGACUCUUGAUUUCUUCAUGAAGGCAUACGAGAAGGCUAGCCCUGUUAUUGUGGCAGGUGGAUUCGAGCCUGAGUCUGCGCGCCAGGCUGUGGAUGUUCAGUUUAAGGAUUAUGACACCCUCAUCGCCUUUGGUCGGUCUUACAUCACUAACCCGGAUUUGCCUUUCCGUGUUAAGAAUGAUAUCGCGCUUACGCCUUAUGACCGCAAUGCGUUCUACUCUUUGAAGAACCCCGUUGGUUAUAUUGAUUAUGAGUUCAGUGCUGAGUUCAAGGCUACUCAGGUUGAGGUUCAGGCUUAA
This is a messenger RNA of Penicillium malachiteum, 1110 nucleotides long. Its product is annotated as alkene reductase. Bases 1 to 1110 code for a protein of 369 amino acids. The transcript has a single exon. NCBI's taxonomy places the organism in Eukaryota, Fungi, Ascomycota, Eurotiomycetes, Eurotiales, Aspergillaceae. Gene Ontology annotation, molecular function: FMN binding; NADPH dehydrogenase activity. The record is from RefSeq and is a predicted model, not a curated record.